Messenger RNA from Parathielavia appendiculata, 1428 nucleotides. RefSeq lists its product as uncharacterized. The transcript is spliced from 9 exons. The record is from RefSeq and is a predicted model, not a curated record. Lineage: Eukaryota; Fungi; Ascomycota; Sordariomycetes; Sordariales; Chaetomiaceae. The coding region runs from base 115 to 1428 and encodes 437 amino acids.
GGGACAUGUUAAGUCAACACAUGCGACCGCUUUUAGCAGCCUCGGCACAAAGCAGAGAACCGCACUGCUGCCAACCUGACCGACCAUCAGGCGACGAACCCCCUUUGUUUACAGAUGGCCGACAGCGUCCGGUUGAGGGCCGGAGAUGUUAGAGAAGACUACAAGAAAAGCUUCAGAACAUGGUCUAUGCUGUACCAUGCUGCCAUCGAGCAACCAGACCUACGGCUGAAGCACGUAACAUACGCCAGGCACAGCCAACCAGAUUGCGAGCAUGGACUCUCGGCUUUUCACCAAAACGUGCAGAUCAGUGUCGUGGCCAGGAACCCCAUAUCGUUAUACGCCUACAUUCUCUCUGCGCUGUGGGCUGAGAUUGUGCCUGAGGCUGUAUCGAUGGUUUAUACGAACAGCACAGCCGAUAACCGGUCCCCAAACUCGGUCGCAUCUCUCCUGGCUGGUCACCGCAGUCAGGAAGUAGACAUCAGCGAUGCCGGUCCAGACGAGACUCGAUGGUGGACGGCGGUACUUGCCCCGGACCAGGGCUGGCGGGCGACAAUGUUGCUGAAGCAAGACACCUUCUUUGCCCCUUGGUCUGCGCUCGCCGCAAUAUCACCGACCAGAGUCAGGACGCCCUGGCCGCUGUGCCUGCUCUUCCCAUCAAUGUGUGCCGGCCAAGGGCUGCAGCUGCCAGCUUUCACAACCAGCUGCCUUGACCUCCCGACCGAAGUUGUCUCUUCGUUUCUGCAGCAGUUACCGCAGGGCUGGACUGUCCAGGACGGCUACCUAGACAGUCUUAUUACUAUCGGCUGCCACGCCAGAGGGAUUCGCCCUAUGUUGCUAGGCAGCUUCUACGAUACUAGCGUCGAGUGCAACACCGUUACCCCUUGGCUUCAAGGGGCACUAGCAGCGAUUGAUGUGGCGCCGCUUUGGGUCGGCGACGUUAGCUUCAGAAUGAUCCCCAUCGACCUCCACGAUGCCGCAUGGAGCAGGACGUUGCAGUCGUUCAUCCAGCAACCCGUUUCGGAGCCGCUCGUGGCAGACGGCCGGGUCUCCCGGGCGGACCACUGCCGGCUACUGUUCCUCUCGCGGUCCGGAUCGCAUAUCCGGGUGCCCGUCUGCCAAUGGAGACCUUUUGGCGGUACACCGCUUGAACAUACCGAUCUUGAAGUACGGGUCCAUGCCCAGUGCAAGGGCCAUGGGCUUCGUUCGAGCCAUCUACCGAUCAACUACAAAAAGUUAUAUAUCGACAGAGAUUUUGUGUCGGAAAAUGCGACGCGGAGCAUCUUCGGCUGGCUGCGUGUGGACGGAUUUGCAGUGGACGAAAUGGAGAUCGCGAUCCACGGAUGGUUAGCGAUGCCCGAGUCUGACGAAGAGGAAGCCAGCGCAGUGAAGAUGCCUUUGAGAUUAUGCCCGGCUCAUCCUCAUAUCUAG